AUGGUUCAGAAAGUCUAUGUCACCUACAACCAGGUGCACAAGCUGUGCCAGCAGUCGGCAGACGUCAUCCUGAAGGAUUUCCACCCUAACUUGAUGAUCGCGAUUGGUGGUGGUGGUUACGUUCCUGCUCGUAUCCUCCGCUCCUUCCUUAAGCGCCCCGGUGAUGCCAACAUCCCCAUUCAGGCCAUCGGUCUGUCCCUCUACGAGGAUCUCGGUCGCGGUGAUGCCGAGGAGGUCCCUGGUACCAAGGUUACCCGUACACAAUGGUUGGACAUGAGCUCUUUGGAGAUGGCCAACUUGAUUGGCAAGAACAUCCUGAUUGUUGACGAGGUCGAUGAUACCCGUACUACUCUGGAGUACGCUGUGCGCGAGUUGGAGAAGGAUGUUGAGCUUGCUCAGAAGCAGCUUGGUCGCGAGGCCGAGAAGACCAACUUCUUCAUCUUCGUUCUGCACAACAAGAACAAGGAGAAGAAGGGUGUUCUGCCCGCUGACAUGAUGGAGGCUGGUCGUUACCACGCUUCCGUCACCACUGACGAUGUCUGGAUCUGCUACCCCUGGGAGGCUAAGGACAUUGACGAGCACGAUGCUCUCUCCAAGGAGAACCCUCUCUUCUAG
Molecule: messenger RNA, 615 nt
Organism: Penicillium malachiteum
Lineage: Eukaryota; Fungi; Ascomycota; Eurotiomycetes; Eurotiales; Aspergillaceae
Product: xanthine phosphoribosyltransferase
Exons: 5
Coding region: 1-615 (204 amino acids)
Biological process (GO): IMP salvage; GMP salvage; XMP salvage
Cellular component (GO): cytoplasm
Molecular function (GO): hypoxanthine phosphoribosyltransferase activity
Source: RefSeq, a predicted model, not a curated record